CCCCUCCCCAGCCUGGCCAGCCCCUGGCGCAACUCGUGCACGUCCACGCGGCCGUCCUUGUUGCUGUCUAGUUCCUCGAACAGGCGACCCCAGCGCUGCCGCCGCUCCGCGUCGCCUGAGCCCCCCCGCAUGGCGCCUGCCCAGGGGGGAGGGGAGGCCCCGCAGCGACGGCCUCGGCGGGGGCUUUCUGGCGCCCCCUCCCCCCCGGGGUCCCUACAAGGCCAGCGCCCGCGCCCACCCGCACCGUAGCCUCUUCUGUGCGGGGCCGAGCUCCGGCACUUGCUGGAAGUGAUAAAUGCUAGUCGUCCCCGCCCGCGCCAGAACUCGGUCUCCUCCUCCGACCCGCAUUACUUGGGGGAGGGGGCUGAGGGCGGAGCAGGGGGCGUGGGGAAGCAUUCUAAGAGGCUCUCGUUUUGCACAUCUGACAGCGCAUUUCUGGGACGGUAGGAGAGGCAACCGUCUUAGUACUCUACUUUGCUUGCCUCAGUUUACUCUUUUUCCUUAAAUGGUUUUGGUAGGGAAUUGUCAGGACUUGGAUUCGUAAUCUCGUUCACUUACACCUUCCUCUCCUACGGAUCCCUUAUCAGAAAUUCAAGUUUUUGCUUCUCCCAGGACUACACAAGAAUUCUGAACCAGUUUAAAAGCUUCUUUCGCCCGCCUGCUCUAGUCAGAUUCCCCAGUCGAUGACAGAAACAGCAGAUCAACAAAAAGGUGUUGGCUCCCUCCCCAAUACUUCAUUCCGCCCGCGCGCCUCCUUUUCUUGGUGACACUCAGAGAGAGAAACGCAAGGUCUACGAGCGGCGCGGCUGCAAAGUUAAACCCUUAUUGGUCAGAUGCGCGGGUCCGCUCCACGUGGGCGGGGCUUCCCGGUUGACCCGCCGCGGCCUCCAGUCCCGCAGCCCGCAGCCCGCUCGGUGUUCUUAAAGGGGCCGCGGCCCCACUCAGACUCUCAGAAGGCUGCUCUUUGCCGACCUGACUGGAAAGGGAGUCCGGGACCAGUAUCUCCAGCGCCGCUAUAGACUUACUUCCCUGACCGGUGGACGUCAGAUGGAUGUUCCACAGUGUGGACACAGGCUUGCCGUUAAGCUGGGCGAGAUUCUGCACAGGUGCUCUGUCCAGGGGUCUUCUUUUACCGCACAGGUGUAAUUCCAAGCAGAUGUUCUGAUUAUACUCCGAUUACAAGCCCACGUGUGUAUCUUUCUACAAAACUAGCAGGGUUUGCCCAGGCUGGCCUUGAUCUUGGGACCCUCCCGCCUCAGCCUCCAGAAUACAUCUGGGAUACAGGUUAGCAUUAUCAGGUCUGACUUCAGGUGUGAAUUCUUCAGUGUUACCCAUCGGAGCCCGCCCCUUACAAGUGUGUAUCUUUCUGGAGUGUCGCCACGCCCCCGCGUACGCACACCUGUGCUACAGAGGGACCCCAGCUGUGCAGUCCUUACACCUGCUAGCUUCUGCCUUUUGCGUUGCUCCGGGUCGCAAAGGGGUUCCCGUUGCAGGUGCUCUGGCAGCGCGGCCCCGCCCUCUUCGCCCCGCCCCUCUCAGCCAGGCUCAGGUGCACAAGCCGGAAGUGCGCUCUUUGCCCAGGUCCUGGGUCGCAGGUGCCCUCUUCGACCCAAGAUGUGGUAGGAAUUGGCGCUCUGGGGAAGUCCUGUCCUUGGCGCCACCAACUCCUCGCCUAAACUCAUGGCGACCCCAGGCCUGGGGCUGCUCUUGGCGUUUGGCUUGCCGAUGCUGCCCUCCGGUUGGAGUCAAACAACACUGGACCCUUUCACAAAUAGCACAACUCAACCCCCAGGCGAUGGGUCCAAAGGGGGCCUGUCUUCAGAGGCUAUUGUAGCCAUCACUGUGGUCUUCUCCAUUCUGGGAGUCGUGCUCAUAGCAGUGGGGCUGUUCCUGCUAAUGCGAAAACUUCGAGAAAAGAGGCAGACAGAGGGCACCUACCGGCCCAGCAGUGAGGAGCAGUUUUCCCACGCAGCAGCGGAGGCCCGGGCCCCCCAGGACUCCAAGGAGCCAGUGUGGGGCUGCCUGCCCAUCUAGCUCCUCCCCUCCUUCCCUGUCAUCCAUCUUCCCUUCCUUGCUGUGUGACCUUGUGGGAAGGCAACACCCUCCUUGGGCAAUCAGACUCACUCAAUGCUUACGAAUAGAAGGGCAGAAAGUUCUUCAAAGAUGUAGACAUUUAGGGCAAGGAGAAUGGGCCUGCUCACUUUUUAUAUAUUUAUAUGAAACUGAUAGGUACAAUAAAGGCUUUUUUGUUUUUG
Messenger RNA from Mastomys coucha (southern multimammate mouse), 2255 nucleotides. It is a transcript of the gene Crb3, whose product is annotated as crumbs cell polarity complex component 3. The coding region runs from base 1681 to 2034 and encodes 117 amino acids. NCBI's taxonomy places the organism in Eukaryota, Metazoa, Chordata, Mammalia, Rodentia, Muridae. The transcript has 7 exons. The record is from RefSeq and is a predicted model, not a curated record.